AUUGGCUGGCUUGGGACGCUCGUCUGUUUUUAAAUCGUAGCUGUCUAGCUUUUCAUGAAAACGAUCUGUCAAAAUUGAUUGGGACGUCAAUUCAUUGUGUAUUUGAAACAAUGAGGACCAGUGAGUUUGAUUCAUCCUCUGAUGAAGAGGACGUUUGUGAAGAGCAUCUGACACCUUUCCAGAUCUCCUGGCAAGUUGCUAACUGACACAUGACUCAGGGCAAAGGUCACUGUCCUGGUUACACAUGUCACUGAUCAAGUUGCCCUUGUCCAUAGUGGACUGUUCUCUGUUUCUUGGCAUAUGUCCUUUGCCAGGGUGCAAAUUCAAAGAUAUCAGAAGAAAUUUACUGAGAGAUGUUGGUGAGCUGCAGAACCAGGGGGUGCAGGAUGUGUUUGUGUUCUGUACCAGAGGAGAGCUCCAUAAGUACCGUGUGCCUAGCUUGCUGGAGACCUACAGGCAACAGGGGCUCGUGGUGCACCACCUGCCCUUCCCUGAUGGGGGCACCCCUGAACUGCAGCAGUGCUGCCAGAUACUGGAGGGACUGCAAGCCAACCUACACAACAACAGGAAGACUGUCAUCCAUUGUUAUGGAGGCCUGGGUCGCUCUGGACUAAUUGCUGCCUGUCUGCUGCUUCAGCUGUCCGUCUCCAUGACUCCCAACAAAGCCAUCGAGCUCCUGAGAGAGCACAGAGGGGGUGGGGCCAUUCAGACAGUCAAGCAAUACAACUUCCUGCAUGAGUUCCGGGAAAAAUACUCUGCCUACCAAGAAACCAAAGCAGUCUCAGAGCGAUCGGUGUCACGAUGAUACUAUUCCCCUUCAUCAACUGAGCUCUGUCUUUUUAAAUUAAUUUGGAGUAAUAAAAGCAUUGAAUGAAUAUCAA
Salmo salar (Atlantic salmon) is the source of this 881-nucleotide messenger RNA. RefSeq names its product cyclin dependent kinase inhibitor 3 (gene cdkn3). Gene Ontology annotation, molecular function: protein tyrosine phosphatase activity. The record is from RefSeq and is a predicted model, not a curated record. Gene Ontology annotation, biological process: protein dephosphorylation. Lineage: Eukaryota; Metazoa; Chordata; Actinopteri; Salmoniformes; Salmonidae.